This is a messenger RNA of Gordionus sp. m RMFG-2023, 1807 nucleotides long. RefSeq names its product COP9 signalosome complex subunit 2-like. The record is from RefSeq and is a predicted model, not a curated record. Gene Ontology annotation, cellular component: COP9 signalosome. The transcript has 5 exons. Lineage: Eukaryota; Metazoa; Nematomorpha; Gordioida; Chordodea; Parachordodidae. Gene Ontology annotation, biological process: protein deneddylation. Bases 75 to 1694 code for a protein of 539 amino acids.
AUUCGUCAUUCAAUGUUUUCGGGUAAUUCCAGCUAAUUCCUCUCAUGCAUGAUAAAUUCUGUAAACUACAUUGAAUGUCUCAAGAAGAUGAUUUUAUGUGUGAUGAUGAUGAAGAAUACGAUUUACAAUAUUCUGAAGAAUCUAAUGAUGAGCCUGAUGUUGAUUUAGAAAAUCAAUAUUACAACUCAAAGGCACUAAAAGAAGAUGAUCCUGAUAGAGCAUUAGAAAAUUUUCAAAAAGUAUUAGAUUUGGAAGGAAACGAGAAGGGGGAAUGGGGAUUUAAAGCUCUCAAGCAAAUGAUUAAAAUAUAUUUCAAAAGAGGCCAAUAUGAAAAAAUGAUGCAUAGAUAUAAGCAACUUUUGACAUACAUCAAAAGUGCCGUAACCCGUAAUUAUUCUGAGAAGUCAAUCAAUUCCAUACUUGAUUACAUUUCCUCAUAUUCUGGCCCAGCAAAUUCUAACCUAGGCAAAGAUAAUUUUAAUAAAGCCUUCGAGCUUAAUCGCAAAAAUAAUGAACAUCUUAAAAAUCUGGAUCUUUUACAAGAAUUUUAUGAAGCAACUUUACAAGCCUUAAAGGAAGCUAAAAACGAGAGACUUUGGUUUAAAACGAAUACUAAGUUAGGAAAAUUAUAUUUUGACAGAGGCGAAUAUAAUAAAAUAUUUAAAAUUAUACGCCAAUUACAUCAAAGUUGUCAAACCGAUGACGGAGAAGAUGACCUUAAAAAGGGUACACAGUUAUUAGAAAUAUAUGCCCUAGAAAUUCAGGUUCAUACAGCGCAACGCAACAAUAAAAAACUGAAACAGCUUUACGAAAAUUGUUUGCACAUUAAAUCAGCCAUACCUCAUCCACUGAUUAUGGGCGUCAUACGAGAGUGUGGAGGCAAAAUGCAUUUAAGGGAGCACGAAUUUGAAAAAGCGCACGUUGAUUUUUUUGAAGCCUUUAAAAAUUACGACGAAUCUGGGAGCUCAAGACGCACAGCUUGUUUAAAGUAUUUAGUUUUGGCUAACAUGCUCAUGAAAAGUGGAAUCAAUCCUUUUGAUUCUCAAGAAGCCAAACCUUACAAAAAUGAUCCAGAAAUUAUAGCUAUGACAGAUUUAGUUACUGCUUAUCAAAAUGGAGAUAUAGUUAAAUUCGAAUCGGUAUUAGAACGAGAUUCCUCAUGCAAUGAUUUCAAUAAUUCUAUUAUAACGAGUAAAGAUAAAGCCCUUGUUAAUAGGAUAUCUAUCAUGGAUGACCCUUUUAUAAGAGAGCACGUUGAAGAACUGCUUAAGAAUAUUAGAACUCAAGUUUUAAUGAAAUGUUUAGUGAAGCCUUACACGCGUGUUAAAAUUAAGUUCCUAGCUGACAAACUUAAUGUCAGAGGUAUAAAUCGUGAAAAGGAGGUUGAAGAUCUUUUAGUAUCUUUAAUUUUAGAUGGUGUUUUACCUGAAGGCUGCAAGGUUGAUCAAAUGGAAAAGACUUUAAUUCUAGUAUCAAAUAAAAAUGAAAACGUUUUUUUAAAAGAAGCUGAUAUUCCGAAUUUAAAAGAUAAAGAUGAUCUCAAAAUACAAAAUGUUUUUUCUCAUACAAAUAAAAUUUCGAAAGGAAAUUAUUUUAAUACGAACUUCUAUGAAGAUAAAAAAUAUCAGACUUUUCAAAAACUAAAUGAGAGGUUGUUAGAACUUCAACAAGCUUUAAUUAAUAGAAUUGCUUAAAUUUACCUAUAAUGAUAAUUUGUAAAAUAUUUUUUUAUAUUGUGAUUACUGAUAAUUACAUAAAGUUUAUUAUUGUAGAGAAAUUUAUUACUAAAUAAAACUAUUUGUUCUAA